ACUCAGGUAUAAAUUUGUUUUAAUUUAUAAAAAAAUCUUAGAGAAACAAAAAAAUGCUGAAAAUUAAUUUAGAUUUCAGUGGAGGAGCAGAAGUACUUUUUAAUAACAUUAAGAAACGUCAGCUAUCACUUGAAUCAGAAAAAAAAUGGACCCUUAGAGACUUUCUUCAAUACAUGAAGGAAAAUCUUCUAACAGAAAGAUUAGAAUUGUUUAUUCAAGGUGAUUCAGUGAGACCUGGAAUUUUGGUUUUAGUCAAUGAUAUUGAUUGGGAGUUAUUAGGUGAACUUGAUUAUGAAAUAAAACAAAAUGACAACAUCUCCUUUAUAUCAACGCUGCAUGGUGGUUGAAAAUGUUAAAAUUAUAAGUUCAAGGUUUAUUCAUCCAUCAAAGAAUUAAAUGCGUUUUAUAAAUAAAUACCUAUUAUUGAAAGAAAUAAAAAUUUGUUAUUUAAAUGUAAGACUAGAUUCGGACCUGCGAAAAAAAUAAAAAAUUUAACAAAAAAGGCGGUCAGAUCGAGCCGAAU
Messenger RNA from Clunio marinus, 523 nucleotides. The record is from the annotation of a GenBank genome assembly. Lineage: Eukaryota; Metazoa; Arthropoda; Insecta; Diptera; Chironomidae.